AUGGAGAAUAAAGUAUCAGAAAUAUCAGAAAUGACAACCGAUUUAAAUUCGAAUUCUGAAACUAAAUUUGAUCAUUUCACAACUACAACUAAAACUACAACUGAUCAAAUUCAAAAAAAAUCAACUGAAACAACAACUACUACUCAAUCAAUCAGUAUAAACAGUAAAGAUGAAAAAAAAGCUGGCUCUAAGCUUUCAAGAGUUGUUAAAGUUUCAAGACGAGCACUUACAACUUAUGCAUCAUUCAUUGGUCCAGGUUUAUUAGUUAGUGUUGCUUAUAUGGAUCCUGGGAAUUAUGCCACGGGUAUAACUGCUGGUGCAUCCAAUAGAUAUUCUUUAUUAUUUAUUGUGUUAUUAGCCGAUAUAAUUGCAAUUUUUUUGCAAGUACUUUGUAUAAAAUUAGGUUGUGUUACAGGUUAUGAUUUAGCUCGAUGUUGUCGUGAAUAUUUACCUAAAAAAUUGAAUUGGAUUUUAUGGAUAUUAGCUGAAUGUGCCAUUAUAUCUACUGAUGUUGCUGAAGUUAUUGGUUCCGCUACAGCAUUAAAUAUCUUAUUAAAAAUUCCAUUACCGGCAGGGGUGGUUAUUACUAUUGUUGAUGUUAUAUUUGUACUUAUUGCUUAUCGUACGGAUACUUCACUGUUGAAAUUUGUUAAAAUAUUUGAAUAUGCCGUUGGGUGUUUAGUUAUGAUUGUUGUUAUAUGUUUUGCCGUUGAAUUAUCACAAAUUACUGCUAAUGUGGGUCAAGUUUUCCGAGGAUUUGUUCCUUCUAAAGAAAUGUUUGAUGGGAAUGGUAUGACGGUGGCUACUUCAGUUAUUGGUUCUACAGUUAUGAUUCAUUCAUUGUUUUUGGGUUCGGGUUUAGUACAACCUAGAAUGCGUGACUAUGAUGUUAAACAUGGAUAUGUCAAUUUAUACGAAAUUGCCAAAGAAGAGAAAGUACAAGAGGAAGAGGAAGAAGACCAAACUGAGAUUUCACCAGUUGCAUCAAAUCCUAUUCAAAACAAUAUUGCUCCUACAUAUGAACAAGAGGCAAAAUUUUUCCGAACCAAAUAUAAACCAUCUUAUAAAUCAAUUUGUUAUUGUUUAAAAUAUUCCAAAAUUGAAUUAAUUGUAACAUUAGCAACAAUUGCCCUUUUUGUGAAUGCUGCUAUUGUUAUUAUUGCUGGGGCAACAUUAUAUGGUACAUCAGAAGCCAUGAAUGCUGAUCUUUAUACCAUUCAUAGUUUAUUAAGCAAAAGUUUAUCACCUGCUGUUGGUACUAUCUUUAUGGUGGCAUUAUUAUCGAGUGGUCAAAGUGCUGGUGUGGUGUGUACUAUUGCUGGACAAAUGGUGGGUGAAGGUCAUAUCAAUUGGACUUUAAAACCAUGGAUGAGAAGAAUAUUGACUCGAGCUAUAUCUAUUAUUCCUUGUUUGACAAUUUCGGUAUUUAUUGGGAAAAAUGGAUUAGGAGUGGCAUUAAAUAUAUCUCAAAUUAUUAUAUCAAUUUUAUUACCACCAUUAACGGCACCUUUGAUAUAUUUUACUUGUUGUAAAAAAAUCAUGAAAGUUGAAUUAGGUGAAGAAGAUGAAGUUGAAGGAAUUGAAGAAGAUGAUGGGGAUUCUGGUAAAAGAUAUAAAUAUAUGACUAAUAGUUGGUUAACUACAAUUAUUGUUGUUAUAAUUUGGCUUUUAGUGGCAAUUUUGAAUGUUUAUGCUAUUUAUCAAAUGGCAGUAAGUGGUGUAACAGGAUCAUAA
Molecule: messenger RNA, 1734 nt
Organism: Candida albicans SC5314
Lineage: Eukaryota; Fungi; Ascomycota; Pichiomycetes; Serinales; Debaryomycetaceae
Exons: 1
Coding region: 1-1734 (577 amino acids)
Biological process (GO): iron ion transport; intracellular manganese ion homeostasis
Cellular component (GO): plasma membrane
Molecular function (GO): cadmium ion transmembrane transporter activity; manganese ion transmembrane transporter activity
Source: RefSeq, a predicted model, not a curated record